ACGCGCGUGCGGUUGGAAGCCGCCAUGCCGGAGGGGAAGGGCGCGUUCCGGGAGGUGCUGCCCAAACAAGGGCAGCUGUCGGUGGAGGACACGGCCGGCAUGGUGCUGUGCAAGCCCAAGGUGCUGCCCCUCAAGUCGGUGUCGCUGGAGAAGCUGGAGCAGCUGCAGCGCGCGGCCAUGGAGGCGUCGCGGCCGCCCGAGGGCACUCCGGGCCCCCAGCCGCGGCCCUAGGCGGGGCGCCAGGUUUGUCUGCAUGGAUCAUUAAAACUGAAUCUUCCAUCUCAGUACUGAGCUGCUCUCUGCCAAGCAAAUGAGCAAAGCUGAGCAGAGAGGCAGAACUUCAUCUGCUGCAGCAGACAGACACGCUGCCGGGGACUCCAACAGGCUUACUUUCCUCACAUAUGUACCCACCCUGCUCUUUCUGUUCCUCCAUCUUCCCUGGUCUCUGUACCAACCUGUCAUACCCACGUUAUAAGAUCCUGCUUCCAAACCGAGCACCAGCACCCCUUUGUAAUAAAGCAAGUACCUUGAAGGACAGAGGUCUCUCAGUGGUUUGGAGAUGAUUCCAGCCUGAAAGCAUUCCUCCACAAACCGCUCAAGCACAGAAUAGGAGUGUGGCACAUCCAGGUUAAUAUCUGGUAUUUCACAGUAAACUCGUUCGUAGCCCUGUAGUUUAAGAAUGCAAAGAAUGAUUUGGUCGUUCUACAAUUACAAUCUGUAAACAUC
Messenger RNA from Gallus gallus (chicken), 726 nucleotides. It is a transcript of the gene BBIP1, whose product is annotated as BBSome interacting protein 1. The transcript has 3 exons. Bases 25 to 231 code for a protein of 68 amino acids. NCBI's taxonomy places the organism in Eukaryota, Metazoa, Chordata, Aves, Galliformes, Phasianidae. Gene Ontology annotation, biological process: receptor localization to non-motile cilium; cilium assembly. Gene Ontology annotation, cellular component: BBSome. The record is from RefSeq and is marked validated.